Molecule: messenger RNA, 4977 nt
Organism: Malania oleifera
Lineage: Eukaryota; Viridiplantae; Streptophyta; Magnoliopsida; Santalales; Ximeniaceae
Product: probable E3 ubiquitin-protein ligase ZFP1
Exons: 10
Coding region: 3178-4827 (549 amino acids)
Molecular function (GO): ubiquitin protein ligase activity
Source: RefSeq, a predicted model, not a curated record
AAAGCUCGCCGAUCUCUCACGCUCUCUCUUUUCUCUCUGUCGUUUGAUCGUUGAAGAGCAGAAAUCGGUUCUCGACCGUCAAGGUAACCUUGGUGCUAGUUGUUCUCUGGAUUCCCUUCCCAUCAAUUAGGUUUAGAUGGUUUCAAAUAUGCAGGUUUUGUGGAAGCUGACUGUUUACUCGUUACAUUCCAUGUUGCAUGGAAUCAGGCCUAGUUGUUGCAGGCGGGUGCGUGUCCAAAUGUCAGACUUGCCUAUUUUGCAAAUAUCUUCCCAUGAUUUUGAAAUACCAAGGGUACUCAUGUCCUGUACCCAGGUGUUGGACAUGGGAUCUUUAGGUUGGAGUUAAGGAUUCAAGUACCAAAUCUUAUGUGUCUUGUGUUUGAAAUAUAUCCACACAAUAGUUAACGCGGGAGCUCUGGAAUAGGGGGCAUAUCUACAUGUACAGGCACUUUUUUUGGUCAAUUCAGCAACUGAAGAAUGAAACUGAUUAUGAAAUUGUGUUCUCAUCUGUCAUUAGUUUGUGAUCUGCUGCGCUUUCAAAGCGUUAUAAGUUGGCCUUGGUAUUGAGACUUGAGAGAGCAAACUGUAGAGUUACUAAAGAUUCUCUGUUUAGUUCUCAGUAUAGACAUUGUUCCUUUGGAAUUCACUUUUACGACAGAAUCAUGCUACUCAAAGAAAUAGAAGCUCUGAUAAGGGAAAAAAAAAAUAUCUUUGAUGCUUAUUUUGUGGGCACAAUGACCUUUAGAACCAUCAUGAUGAAAUUCUAAAUAGAGAUGCAAGAUUUUUGGUCCAUUAAGCAUUCUGAGGGGGUCUAGGGCAGCAGUGUUAUAUGAAAGAUCUGGUCAUAAUCCAGAGUUUGCUCCAAUCUCUGCCCUGAAGUGCUGAGAUGAUCACUUCAUCCAGCACAAUCUUUUGAUUAGGCAGAGGUUUAUUAUUUUUGUCCUAAAAUUUUCUGGGCGUGAUGGAAUGCAUCAAUGAAUUAUUUCCUUGAGUUCUCAUAUUCAAAGUUUUUGUAACUUUGGCUGCUUAAGCUGGAGUUCUGAAGUAGGUGUCAAUAUGGAUAUACUGAUUCGCUAUUUGCGUCCUGCUGGAUCAUGCACAGACUAGUUUAUUGCAGUUGCUUAAUUCCACUUUGGAGACUCUUGUCUGCAAGGGAUGAAACUAUAAUGUGUGGCUUCUUGUGCUGAAGAAACAUGGCUGUAGGACUUUUAGCAGGGAGUGCAGUAUGUUGGAUGCUGCUUUAAUGACUGUUGAAUUAUUGAUCUGAUGAUGUUUGAGCUUUCCACAUGUGGUAGGUUGUUCUAUUUCUACUCUUGUGGUGAGUAAAUACCAAUUAGAGUAACAGAGCAACCGUAAUCAGCAGCCUUGAUGGUGGUGAUGCUUAUUCUAGCAAAACGACGUGAUGCCUUCAAGAUGAUAGUACAUUGGAUGAGGAAGAAUGUUGCUUACAUUUGGUAUUAAGUUUUUGCUCAAUGCCAUAAUAUGAUCAUAACUGUUUAUAUGGAGGGUGCUGGGCUCCAAAUUAAACGCUUGUUGCCGCUUUUAUGCUCAUGUGGAUUGUAGCUGUUCUUCUGACAAGGUGUCAUGUGGCCUGCUAUCAAUUGUGCAGUUGCUAGAGUUGGAUUUAUGAGAUCUAUCCUAAUCGCUAUUUAGGAUGUUUUUCUUUGACCAGCCUCUCGUAAUGCUAGAGUUUGCCGCCUAUUUGUGUAGAAGCUUCUGUCUGCUCCAAGGGCCUUCAAUUAUUUGUAGGGCACAUAAAUGUGCCUCAAUUUGUAUUCUUAAGCACCAGUAUCAAUCAGUUGCAUGGAUUUGUUUUGACAAAUAGCCAACAAUCUCUGGCUCUUCUCACAGAACACUUCUUCUUUCUGUUUAAUUAGAGAAAUUCCUGUAAGCAAAAAUGUGAAAGACAUGGUCAUGGAAGGCUUUGUAAAAUUCAAGCAGUGUAUAUGCUUCUCAUCAUUUUCAUUAUUUUCGUCAUUUAUUUAGUAAAAUCCUAUAAGGCCAUCCUGAAAAUUAUGAAAAAUUCAUUUGCAUACAAAGAAAUUCUUAUGCCUUUCAAAAUUUCUGUAUAAUUAAUUUAAAAUUUUUGGCUCAAAACCAAUGCCUAUAUCUGUUUUGAUCCAAACUAAAUGCCUGUAUCCAGACUGUGGCUGGAACAGUGCUUAACUUCGAAGCUUUUGAGAUUGGAAGGAUAGAAAAGAAGCAUCAAGAAGAAUCGUGGAUGGUGACAAUUCCUUUGAGCUAAUGUUACUUAUAAAGAAGCUAAAUUAAUACAUUUAGGCACACAUUAGUUUCUUAGAGCUACAAUAAAUAUUUAUAAUCUCUGUUAUAAUUACUACUAUUAUUUUUUCCUAAGUAUUAAAUUUGAUCAUAAAAUAACAAACAAGCAUUUUAAGCAACAACUUAUAAUUCGUCUGUUGAGGGCAAAUAUUUUAGGAUGCCUAAAUGUUCCCAGCAUUGCUACGUAUGCAGCUGUUAUGCCACUAGAGAAACAUCACCAUUGUCUUGUUAUAUAUGUUGGGAAAAAGUAGUAUGUUUUGUGAACUCUUUUGGGGUUUUGUUUUAAAUUCCUAUUAUUUUCAAUUUUUUUAUUACUAAUAUUAUAUUAUUUAUCAUUGUCAUCAUUAUUAUUGUUGCUUGGCCAUUUCUCUAGCAGCUGAAAUUCAGCAAAUAUUUUUGCUAGUUCUUCAUCGAGUUCUUGAUCCUAGAUUAUUUCCCACUUUGACCCUAUCCAUCCAAUUAUUUCUAUACCAUUGAUUGUGAUCCAUCAGAGCUAACAAUUAAUCUUUUGGUGUCAAAGAUGGUAUUAUGCAGUGUGAUAAACCAAUAGUUUUCUCCAGGAGUAAUAUUUCAGGUAAUUUUGUUGAAGGCAUGAUUUAUAGUUUGCCGCAGGAUAUGUCUUGUCAGUACAGGUGUUGAAAGCAUUAAGAUGUUUCAUUAGCUAGCUGCUCACUUUUAUUUCAGAUGAUGCAUGAAAUGCCUGUGAUUGUACUCCUGGUUCCUCUUGGAUCAUUAAUGCAGGUGCAUGAAAAAGGGAGAAAAAAUGUUGGUGUAUUUUGGAGAAACAGGGAUAUACAACUGAGCACCACUAGUCCUCAUUUAUCUAGCCAUAUGAUCCUCUGAUCCAGAUUUAGGUUGUCAUUUUCUUAAUAUUUCGAUUAUUGACGCAUUACUGUUAUGGGGCAUAGGCAUUUAUUUAGCACGUCCCAAAUGUUUGAGAAUGAGCACCAGCAUUGGAAUCAUAUGCAUGGAGAGCAACCCUACAUGCAUUCAGCCAGGACUACUGCUGCUGAAAAUGGUUCUCUUGUUCAUCCUGUUGAAAAUAUGUCAAUAGAUGGAGUUCAUUUUUCAUCUCACUGGAAUACAACACCAAGGUCAAAUGGUUAUUCUUCCUCAAGCCACAAUAUUGAAGUCCCACAUUAUCGAACAGAUGUUUCAGGCCCAUCUCAUGAUCCUUUUCUGCAUCCUUCUGCUGCUGGAAGCUUCUGUGUUGCUGCAGAUAAUUAUGCUUACCAUGCAUCGUCUUCCAAUUAUGAGAGACAAACAUUUCAUGGGAUUGAAGGAGGUUUUAUUGAUCACUCACUGGGUAGUGUAAGAGGGCCAUACAAACGAAAAAGCCCUGGGAUCCCUGCAGUAUGUGAGAGAGGAAGCUCUAGCAGAUAUUUUAGUGCUGGAAGCUCCUCUGAUCUCUCGAUAUCGUCCGAUUCAAGGCAGGAUAAGCCAAAUACUGAUUGUCAGCAUUCAUUUUGGGAUCCUGUCACCAUGACCUCUUGCUAUAGAGGCAAUAGCCUUUCGAUCGGAGGUGAAUCUUCUCUGAGGAAUGUGAGAAGCAGGUCUGCGCUCGACCUAGAAUCCAACUUAGCUAGGACCCAUUUGUCAAGCAAUCAAUUGCACCAUCCAUAUGCAGCAGGCUAUCCCAAUGACCAUCCUAGUUCUGUGGAUCUUUCUGGUCAGAGUUCUGUUGUUUCAGCUCGGGAAUGGAACCAAGUACAUGUAUCUCAUGCUGCUCAUGGAAGGGCUCCUGUUUCAGAUGCCAGUGGUUUAAACCAUGAACCAAUGCACUUCCUUGUUGGAAGUAGUACUGGCAAUGCUUCUGUUGAUAUUGGAGGAUACCAUCAUGAUUUCAUUUCAAGCAGAAAUCCCAUUCAGCAAAAUUUUAUUGGUACCUCUUCUCAAUGUCUGAGGGGGGUUCGCAGUAGCUAUUCUCAAAGGUCUACUCCAACUUUCAGGGCUUCCUCAAGCAGCUUGCGCUUGGGACAGGUAGGAGUGUCAGAUGAAGGUAUGCAGUUGGUAGCAGAAAAUUAUUCCUCUAGGCAUCCUCGGCCAUUACCCAUUGUUGGAUGGCGUAAUGGUGAUAGAAGCGGAAGAUCAAGGAUGUCUAAUGAACGAUAUCGAUCACUCUCUGAUGAAGCAGGUGUCCGUGAUCGAUUGGCAUCUGAAGGUCUUAUGUUUGUAGAUCGCGCAGCAUUGUACAGCUCCAGAAAUUUGUUUGAUCAGCACAGGGAAAUGCGGCUAGACAUAGACAACAUGAGUUAUGAGGAACUACUUGCCCUAGGCGAAAGAAUUGGGAAUGUCAGUACAGGCUUGUCUGAAGAUCUGAUAUCCAAGUGUUUGACAGAGACAAUAUAUUGUUCAUCAGAUCAGAUUCAGGAGGAAGGGACGUGUGUGAUUUGCCUGGAAGAAUACAAGAACAUGGAUGAUGUUGGGGCGUUGAAAAUUUGUGGACAUGAUUACCAUGUUGGCUGCAUCAAACAAUGGUUGUCUAUGAAGAAUUCUUGCCCAAUCUGCAAAGCUACUGCUCUAGUUGAUAAUAUGAACGGAAAAUGAUCAUUCACCUCACCUUGCCUUUGUUUUAUUUAAUUCCUGUAAAUAUAUUUGGGAUACCCUUCAAAUGAUUGAGACACAGACUUCUUUAGGGAAUUUGUAAAGGGAAUGAUCAAUUUAUUUGUUCUAGCUCUUUCAUCCUCGACUCCCAAA